Molecule: messenger RNA, 1413 nt
Organism: Chelonia mydas (Green sea turtle)
Lineage: Eukaryota; Metazoa; Chordata; Testudines; Cheloniidae
Gene: GJB7
Product: gap junction protein beta 7
Exons: 1
Coding region: 14-820 (268 amino acids)
Biological process (GO): cell communication
Cellular component (GO): connexin complex
Source: RefSeq, a predicted model, not a curated record
UUCAGAAAAAACCAUGAGCUGGGGAUUCCUGCGAGACAUCCUAAGUGGAGUGAAUAAAUAUUCAACAGGAAUUGGCAGGAUCUGGUUGGCUAUUGUGUUUAUAUUCCGCCUGCUUGUCUAUGUUGUGGCAGCAGAAAAUGUCUGGAAGAAUGAACUGAAGGAAUUCGAGUGCAACAUCAGGCAACCAGGUUGUGAAAACGUCUGCUUCGACCACUUCUUCCCUAUUUCCCAGAUCAGGCUUUGGGCCUUGCAACUGAUCAUGGUCUCCACCCCUUCUCUUUUGGUUGUUCUCCAUGUUGCCUAUCGAGAGAGCAGGGAAAAGCGACACAAAAAGAAACUUUACAAGAGCCCAGGAAGCAUGAAUGGUGGACUGUUGUGCACUUAUCUCAUCAGCCUCAUUUUCAAAACAGGAUUUGAAAUUGGUUUCCUAGUUUUGUUUUACAAGUUGUACGGUGGAUUCAAUGUGCCACGCCUUGUGAAAUGUGACAUGAGGCCAUGUCCUAAUACAGUAGAUUGCUAUAUCUCCAAGCCCACAGAGAAGAAAGUCUUCCUCUAUUUUGUGGUGGUGACUUCGUGCUUGUGCAUUGUAUUAAAUGUAAGUGAACUGAGCUAUCUGAUUUUCAAAUACAGCAUAAAAUGUUGCCUUGAGAUAUAUGACAAGAAAGUUCAGACCAUGAAAAGUGAGUGCCAGAAGCUGAAAUAUGUUGAGCCCAAUGGACUAGCAAGUACAGCUCUGUUCCACAGCAAUGCUUCACCAGUGCUCGUCCAUAUGCCAGAUAAACCUGAAAGUAACUUAGCUACUGAUUUGAGAGAAGGAUAAAAAUGAUAUUGUAUGAUGUUAAAUAAACUGUCUGAAUUAUUCCUCUUACAUGAGUUCAAAGAAAUCCAUGAGUGGAUAAGGAGGAAACUUUAUUUUUAUCUAGAAAAUAGCAUAUUCUCUUUUUCUCUUAAAAAAUUGUCAGAUCCCUGCUAUUGGGUUUUUGCCUUCCCAUUCACCUGUAUUACGUAUUAUUCAGGUUUGUUCAGGCUAAAUCAAGGCAAUGUAAAAGGUUGACAUUUCCACUGAGACAUAAAUACUGAAGCUUCUGAUAAGUCAUCUUGAAAGGACAGUUGCUCAGACAACUGUGUUUUGCAUAUUUUAUGUGGCUGCUUUUGGUUCAGUUUUUUUCCCUUUCUUUUGAAGAGGAUCUUUAUGUCUAGCUGAAAGACUCUAUUCUAACCAGAGCCAGAGGAGUGAAAAGGGGAUAUAAAGCUGUACGGAUUAGGUCACUCUGCCAAUUCGAAUCCAGGCCAGGACAACAGGAGUGACUGAAAAGGGUUGGCAACUUAUGGCUGCUAACUGUCCUAUAUGACAGGUUUCAGAGUGGUAGCCAUUAGGCUGUAGCAGCAAAAAAAACGAAACAAAAACGAGUA